AUCUCCUCCUAAGUGCCUCUGCCUUUAUUUUUGACUCCCAAACUCACUUUUUCCCUCUGCCGCUCUUUUGUCUUUUCCCCUACCUCCGGGGACGGAGUCACGAAACGGUGCCUUUUUUAAGCAAUUCGCUGUUGUGCGGUCACCGGUGCAGCUUAAACCCUGUUUUCGGAGCUCCGAGUUCACAGAACGAGCGCGUCCUCCUGAGUAUGGAAAGAAGGAGAUGGUUGAUGUUUGCUGUAUUUAGUUUUCUGCUUGUUUGUUCUAGUGGAAGAGAACUCAAGUUAAAGAGCAAGGGACAUGUCCCUGUCUACAAUCAUACACUCGUCACAAUAGUGGUGCAUUAUGCUUCUGCGGUGUACAUGUCAGAUUUGACAGCACUGUUUACUUGGACAUGCUCGAGAUGUGAUGGUGUAACUGAGGGAUUUGAAGUGAUAGAACUGGUUGUUGACGUCCAGAACUGCUUGCAGGCAUUUGUUGGAGUUGCAAAGGAUCUUAAUGCUAUUAUUAUUGCAUUUAGAGGAACUCAGGAACACAGCAUACAGAAUUGGAUUGAAGACUUAUAUUGGAAGCAGCUCGAUAUAGAGUACCCAGGCAUGCCCGAUGAUGCAAUGGUUCACCAUGGAUUUUUUUCUGCUUACCACAACACAACCAUACGCCAUGGAAUUCUAGAUGCUGUUAAAAGAGCCAAAAAAUAUUAUGGAGAUAUAGACGUCAUAGUGACAGGGCAUUCAAUGGGAGGGGCAAUGGCUUCUUUUUGUGGACUUGACCUAAUCGUCAAUCGUAAAUCAAAGAAUGUCCAGGUUAUAACAUUUGGACAACCUCGUGUUGGCAAUGAAGCUUUUGCAUCUCAGUAUAGCAAGCUUGUACCUAACACAAUACGGGUGACAAACGGACAUGAUAUUGUGCCUCAUUUGCCUCCAUACUAUUCUUAUUUUCCCAGGAAAACCUACCACCACUUCCCAAGAGAGGUGUGGCUUCAUAACAUUGGAUUGGGUAGUCUCGUCUACAACGUUGAGAAGAUCUGUGAUGGUUCUGGUGAAGACCCAGAAUGUAGCAGGUCAGUCAGCGGUAAUAGUAUUUCAGACCAUUUAUCGUAUUACGGUGUUGACUUGAUGGGUGAGACAUGGAGAUCAUGCAGAAUUGUGGUGGAUCCUGGUUUGAUGGAGUAUAGCAGAACAGAUAUUAGAGGAAAUUUAUUGUUGUCCAGAGAUCCUAAAACUGUACUGAAAUUGAAUAAUGUGGCCAACCCUCUCUAGUUCUGUAAGCCCAAAAAGUUAUUUCAUUCUUUAUUUAGAGGUUCAAAAAAAAAAAAAAAAAAGGAGAGAGAAAGAAAGUGUUAUUGUUAUUGUGAUGGGCUGGGAAUGUACAUAAACCGUCUACAAACGGUGUAUUGGACACUACAUUGGUUUUUUUUUUUUUUUUUUUUUCUUUCUUUUGUACGAAUUGUAAAUAAUUAGUUUAUUUAGUGAUAUUUUCAUUUAGUUUCUACGCGUAAAA
Molecule: messenger RNA, 1497 nt
Organism: Ziziphus jujuba (common jujube)
Lineage: Eukaryota; Viridiplantae; Streptophyta; Magnoliopsida; Rosales; Rhamnaceae
Product: lipase
Exons: 11
Coding region: 207-1256 (349 amino acids)
Biological process (GO): lipid metabolic process
Source: RefSeq, a predicted model, not a curated record